UGCGCUGUGAUUGGUGGAUUUGAAAACUCAGGCGGAGGGAAGAUUCGAACUGUGUGUCAGUGAGGAGAGCGGAGCGGCGGAGCGGCUCACAGUUAAAUAAAAACAGCGCAGGAUGAUCCGGCCGACAAAGGGUAAGACCCCUCGCCGACCAGCUCCUAAAAAGCCAACAAACAACCAGAAAGAUCCGGUUGGGGUGUACUGUCGAGUACGUCCACUAGGUGCAGAUGACGAAGAAUGCUGUGUUGAGGUGAUCAGCAGUACUACCAUCCAGCUGCAUGCCCCUGAUGGACUCAAAGCCAACAGGAAUGGGGAAUUUAAAGAGACUCAAUAUUCCUUCAAGAAAGUUUUUGGAAUUAAAACCACACAGCGGGAAUUGUUUGAAGAUGUUGCCAAACCUCUUGUGGAUGACCUUAUUCACUGUAAAAAUGGUCUUCUCUUCACCUAUGGUGUUACUGGCAGUGGAAAAACCCACACAAUGACUGGUUCCCCGGGCCAGGGUGGCCUCCUGCCUCGCUCACUAGACAUGAUCUUCAACAGUAUUGGUCCUUAUCAGGCCAAGAGAUUUGUUUUUAAACCAGAUGAAAAGAACGGCAUGGAGGUGCAAAAUCAAGUAGAUGCUCUUUUGGAGCGACAAAAGCGAGAGAGCCAACAGUCUGUACCGAAGACACCAUCCUCAAGGCAAAAAGUAGACCCUGAAUUUGCCGAUAUGAUCAGCCCAGAAGAUGCUUGUAAAUGUGAAGGGGUGGAUGAAGACAGCAGCUAUAGUGUGUUUGUCUCUUACAUUGAGAUAUACAAUAACUACAUCUAUGAUCUCUUGGAGGAGGCUCCCUUUGACCCAAUAAAGCCAAAGUGGAAUGGUGGAGGAACACCUUUGCGAACCAACACUGAGUUCAUAGCACCACAAUCCAAAAUUCUGCGCGAAGACCAGAACCACAACAUGUAUGUUGCUGGGUGUACUGAGCUUGAAGUCAAGUCAACAGAGGAGGCAUUUGAAGUCUUUUGGAGGGGUCAAAAGAAGCGCAGGAUUGCGAACACGCAGUUGAAUCGGGAGAGCAGCAGAUCACACAGUGUUUUCAUCAUCAAGUUGGCACAAGCACCAUUGGAUGCAGAUGGAGACAAUGUUCUUCAGGAUAAAAAUCAGGUGAAUGUAAGCCAGCUCUGUUUGGUAGAUCUGGCUGGCAGUGAACGCACCAGCAGAACCCGAGCAGAGGGCAGCCGUCUCCGAGAAGCAGGCAACAUCAAUCAGUCUCUUAUGACUCUCAGAACAUGUAUUGAAGUUUUGCGAGAGAAUCAGAUGUGUGGCACAAACAAGAUGGUGCCAUAUCGAGACUCUAAAGUGACCCAUCUGUUUAAAAACUAUUUUGAUGGUGAAGGCAAGGUCAGGAUGGUGGUCUGUGUCAACCCUAAAGCAGACGACUAUGAAGAAACAAUGCUGGUGAUGCGGUUUGCUGAGAUGACUCAGGAGGUUGAGGUGGCCCGGCCUGUUGACCGGCCCAUCUGUGGGUUCGCAGCAGGCCGCAGACAAAGGAACCAGGCCUUCAAAGAGGAGCUGUCGCGGCGGCUAGAGGAACGCGGAGGUCCAGUAGAUGGAGAACCUCCAUCAACCUUGAGCCAGCUUCAGAACUUGCCUCCAGUGCCGUCUUGUGAGAUCUCUGACCCAUCUGAUGACCUUACGUUACCUAGGGUAAUUGAAUGCAUGGAGAAGAGGAUGAAGAUGCGGCAGAUGUUUACUGAAGAGUACAACAAAGCUGCCAACAUGCUAAAGUCUAUGCUUCAAGAUCUGGAUGGAAAACUCCUCUCCAAAGAGAACUUUUUACAUGAGCAGCGAGGUAAACUUGGUGAGAAAGACAAAAUGAUCCAGAACCAGAAAAACGAAAUUGAUCGUUUAGAGAAGAAAUCCAAGAUGCUGGAGUAUAAGAUUGACAUCCUGCAGAAAACCACAAACAUCUAUGAGGAGGACAAGCGUUCACUACAGCAAGAGUUGGAUAGCAGAGAGCAUAGGCUACAGCGUGAACUUUCGGAGAAAAAGCGUAUGGAGGCACGCUUGCAUGGCAUGGUCUCCGAUGAGAAGCUCAGGUGGCAGAAGGAGUGUGAGAGGCGAGUCAAUGCCAAGGAACUGGAGAUGCAGAACAAGCUGUGGGUAAAGGAUGAGAAGCUGAAGCAGCUCAAAGCUAUCGUGACAGAGACCAAGACUGACAGCCGGCCAGAAAAACCUCAGAGGCCUUCCCGAGAGAAGGACCGAGUGCCCGCCAAGAGAUCUGCCUCUCCCUCGCCAGUCCCUACCCCUGUGUACACUCCAUCCAAGGUGUUCAGACCAGCUCCCCUUUCCCCCACCACCAGCAGUGUGUCUGUGGCCUCCUGCAUUUCUGAAUGGGAGCAGCGGGUGCCACAGGCUGAUAGGCAGGGCAGCCCAUCCCCUCCCCAAAAUAGGAGUAGAGCUCAGGGCCUUCCUAACAGUCUUAGCAGGAGAAGAGGCAGGUGCUGGGCCAAAGACUGUGAGGUACCUGAUCAGCCAGGAGACCUAGAGGAGAAUAGUUACAGGACUACGCAGCCAGUUCGACCUAUGCACAGGCGCUCACACUCUGCAGGUGCCGAGAGGUGGGUGGAUCAUAAACCGUCCACUAAUGUGGAGCUGGACACUGUCAUGCAGCCCAAUGUGCCAAAAGCCAUCAAGGUGACUGCCCCCAGCGAGAAAGCCCUUUCCAAGUGUGACAAGUACAUGCUGACACACCAGGAAGUGGCCUCUGAUGGAGAGAUUCAGACCAAACUUAUCAAGGGUGACGUGAUUAAAACAAGAGGUGGAGGACAAGCGGUUCAGUUCACCGAUAUUGAAACACUAAAACAAGAAACUCCUGUUGCUCCAAGUCGUAAGAGGAGGUCAUCAGAGACUGGACCGAACCAGGAUGAUAAAGAUGGAGAUUGGACUGAUGUGGAGACAAGGUGCUCAGUGGCAGUGGAGAUGAGGGCUGGCUCAAACUUAGGGCCUGGUUAUCAGCACCAUGGAUAUCCAAAACGCAGAAAGCCCUAAGAGCUGUCCUUGCUGUCAAGAGUCCUUUCCUCUUGAAAUCUCUCAUCACUGAGUGCAAUACUUAUCCUAUUUAACUUUUUAAGAAUGCUUUUUUAUAUAAAAUACCUCUUUUUAUAUAUGUAAAAGCCAGUAUAUAAUUCACCAAAGUGAAAUGUUUUCUUAUGCAUUUUCUACUCCAGUGUUACUGUCGUAAAAGUCGGGGCAUAGGUUAAUCAUGACAUUGGGGUGGUUUUAAGGUGAAAAUGUUAUGGUGAAUGCUUUUUUUUCUCUGCUGUCUUUCAAGUAUGUAAUACUUUUUCUUAAUUUUCUCUUUGUUUGACAUUAAUGCUUUCACUCAAGUAGGGUAAUCAAAGCAUUUGCCAGUCAUGAUUGUGCUGUAGAUAUAAGGGCCCCAGUAAUGGGUAUAACCCUGAAUGUAGUUGUUAGAAGAAGCACUGGUCUCACUUGUGUAUUUAAACACCACAUCACACACAGUACACCAAACUGUUAAUAAACAGCAUUUGGCGACA
Messenger RNA from Astyanax mexicanus (Mexican tetra), 3537 nucleotides. RefSeq names its product kinesin family member 23 (gene kif23). Gene Ontology annotation, molecular function: microtubule motor activity; microtubule binding; ATP binding. Gene Ontology annotation, cellular component: microtubule; nucleus; kinesin complex. Bases 113 to 3028 code for a protein of 971 amino acids. Gene Ontology annotation, biological process: microtubule-based movement. The record is from RefSeq and is a predicted model, not a curated record. NCBI's taxonomy places the organism in Eukaryota, Metazoa, Chordata, Actinopteri, Characiformes, Acestrorhamphidae. The transcript has 24 exons.